Westerdykella ornata is the source of this 1075-nucleotide messenger RNA. RefSeq lists its product as uncharacterized. Lineage: Eukaryota; Fungi; Ascomycota; Dothideomycetes; Pleosporales; Sporormiaceae. The transcript has 2 exons. The record is from RefSeq and is a predicted model, not a curated record. Bases 395 to 928 code for a protein of 177 amino acids.
CUUAGGUAUCUGUCACCGCCGAUUACUCAGCCGGACUCUUGCAGGAGCACCUUCCCACAUCUUCCAACAUCACGAAACCGUGCUACAAAUGUCUUGACCCGAAACCGUUGAAGGGGCUGAGCCGUUUGGCAUCCUCUCGCUUGACCGGCGCGACGCUUCCGGAUCGUAGGCUCCAUCUACGUGGCUCAUUCUGUAAAUGGGUGGAAAAUGGGUUGAAAAUGGGUUGAAAAUGGGUAUAAAAGACGUUUGGAGCCGGUCCCGGGAGUCAAAAUCCAAGCAUAACCACAACUCGUCUCUCCAACUCCCUGCAUCUUCUUUCGCUACUCGUUCAGAUACGCCAUUUUUUAUCCUCAAAGACCAAGCAUAAGCAACACUCAUCUCUCCAACUGCAACCAUGCGCUUCUCUCGCAUUAUUACUUCUGCUCUCUGCCUGUUCAGCGUACAAGCGCUGACAGUGCCUGAGGGCAAGUCACUCAACACGCGGACGGUACCGGGAGAAUUGUUCAACCAUGCCAAAGAGGCUAUCCGGAAGCAUGCCGUUGGUGCUACUAGGACAAUGAUGCACUCUGGCAUCGGGGCUCCUCGUGCUUAUCAAAUUGCCAAAAGCAAAGGCUUGCAGACUGUGGAGACGACUAUGGCCCUCGCAGUUUCCAAGGAGAGGGAAAAGUACAAAGACACGCUAGUCAAAUUCUGCGUACCUAAAGAGCAGUACUGCCGAGGCUCUGAAAGCAAAUUGGCCGAGUGGAAAGAGGCCUGGGGAGAGAUAUCGAGGGCGUGGGCUGAAUAUGCAGAGCAGAGGACUACCCUAGCAACCCACAAGGGCGGCCCUGCAACAGAAAGUUUCUAUAAGAAGAUAGAGGAGCCAAUCCUACAGCGCAACGGAGUAUCGAUUACUAUUGAGAACAAUCACCCAAAGGGCCCGGAUUAGACAUAGGUCUACCUGUUGAGGUCUGGUACAAGCGAGAGAUCCUUCAAAUCUUUAAGAUCCCCAGUAUUUCGUCGUGUAGCGGGACCUCAAGCAUAGCGAGCAAUGGUCGAGCAGGAUGGAGGCACGAGGUGGUCUGUAUCGUAAGGU